Theileria annulata is the source of this 1119-nucleotide messenger RNA. RefSeq lists its product as uncharacterized. The coding region runs from base 1 to 1119 and encodes 372 amino acids. The transcript has a single exon. Lineage: Eukaryota; Apicomplexa; Aconoidasida; Piroplasmida; Theileriidae. Gene Ontology annotation, molecular function: phosphoprotein phosphatase activity. The record is from RefSeq and is a predicted model, not a curated record.
AUGAAAAGAUUAAUAUUGAGGAAAAUAUACUUUUAUGUAAAAAGUUCUAGUUUCUAUUCUAGCAGUUUUGUACAUUCACAAAAAUUGUUUUUCAGCCAAAACAACACAAGUUCUACUAAAAUCGUCGAUAAUAAUGCAAGUUUUCAUGAAUUAAAUUCCAAAUCGCAGCCUUCCAAUUCUAACAAUAUUCAAAAUACCUCAAAUCAAUCUCCAAAACCCGAGGAAUCACAAAAUUCAACAGAAUCGCCAGAAUCUCGAGAAUCUCCAAAAUCUCAGGAGUCUGAUGAUCCUGAGAAAGACUUUAAAACUGGUUCUAAAUUGAAGAGAUUUCGUUUUUUGCCUUUUGGUAUAUAUGGAGGUGCUUUGUUGGUGUUUAGUGGUUUCGCUUUGUCAUAUUACAUUGACCGCGGCAAGGAUUUGAAGGGCCUUAAGUUCUCUCAGGUGCUUGACGACCUCACUCAAUACGUUUACGACACCAUCGAGGAGUUUUUUCCAACUGACAACAGUCCUCUACUUCCCGAUUUCAAGGAGUUAAACUAUCCUCCAAACCUUCCAACUCUGGUUCUCGACCUUGAUAAGGUAAUUGCGAAGAUGGAGUAUGACCGUAAGUUGGGGUGGCGAGUGAAGAAAAGGCCCUACGCCGACAAUUUCUUCAAGGAAUUAAUUAACUAUUAUGAGAUUGUGAUUUGGUCAGAUGAUGCGUAUCCUGUGGCCUAUGACAUUGCCAAUCAUUGGGGCCUUCCUGUGAUUGGAUGCAUUCACAGGGACCACUGCAAGAAGUUCAAGGGCAGCUAUAUUAAGGAUUUGUCUCGUCUAGGGCGUGAUCUCGACAGGGUCGUUAUGAUCGACCACGACAAGACUGCGUGUGCUCUUCAGCAGGAUAACUGUAUCCUGAUUAAGGAGUUUGACGGGGACGAAAACGACGAGGAACUGUUGUUACUUAUUAACUUGCUGAAGACGAUGGCUAUAAACCCUACCGAUGUUAAGGCUCAGAUACGUGAACUGGGUGGAGGUCACGACUACGGGAUUGGCCGCAGAUUCAGCGAGCGUUUUUGUAUGAAGCAGAAAAUUGCUGAAAAGAGAAUGAACCUCAGUAAAAUGAUGGGAUUCAAACAUUGA